Messenger RNA from Strongylocentrotus purpuratus (purple sea urchin), 2261 nucleotides. RefSeq names its product gastrula zinc finger protein XlCGF57.1. Gene Ontology annotation, biological process: regulation of transcription by RNA polymerase II. Gene Ontology annotation, cellular component: nucleus. The record is from RefSeq and is a predicted model, not a curated record. The transcript has 5 exons. The coding region runs from base 135 to 1727 and encodes 530 amino acids. Gene Ontology annotation, molecular function: RNA polymerase II cis-regulatory region sequence-specific DNA binding; DNA-binding transcription factor activity, RNA polymerase II-specific. NCBI's taxonomy places the organism in Eukaryota, Metazoa, Echinodermata, Echinoidea, Camarodonta, Strongylocentrotidae.
GGAGGACACCGUAUCAUCAGUUUCAACAACAACAUUUCGUUUGUAAAAUCGAAGAGAUAGGCUAGCGCUAGUGACGAAUGUUAUCAUUUUUUUUCUCUCUAAAUGCCGAGUUGCCGAGUCUCAACAUACGUUGAAUGAUGGACACCGGGGACCUAGAUGAAGUAACAGGAGAAUUAGAGCAACCCCAUCACCCACCUGAUCAAGGAGAUGGGGGAAGUAGAACCAUACUCAUCAAAAUAGAACCCUUGGAUGAAGAACAAUCCAUGGACCAGUGGUUGAACCUAGCCAACAAUCAAAAUCCAGAAACAAGAUUGAAUCCAGCAGGUGUGAAAAGGGAGCCUGAUGAAAGCUUUGAAGAUGAGAAGCAGAGGGUAAAAAAUAUUAAGGAGGAGGAGAAGGAGGAUGAAAGGGAUGGCUCAUCGUCUUCAGAGGAGGAAAGAACCAAAAGCUCAUCAGAGGAUGAGGGGGAGGAGAAUGAGAAGGGGCAGGAAGAUUCCGGGGAUGGCUGGAUAGAAGAAGAUGAACCCCAAGAUGAGAUGGAGGAUGCAGAGAAACACAGUGCAGAUGAAAAAUCCGAUUUUGAAGCAAGUGAAAAGGAUUCCAGUCAAUCUCUCAACCAGGAGGUAAGCUGUCAAGUGAAGUGCAAUAAAGACAUGAACAGCUGCAGGAAUGCAUCAACUCAAUGUACUUGCAGUGGGAAACUUGGUGAAAAUAUUCCCGACAGACCUAACAAGUUUGAUAGGCAAUCUGAAGAUCAGUUGACUAUAGACGGCAUAAGCGUUGAGGAUGGAGAUUCCAUGAAAGACUUUGACGUAGACAUGUACAACUCUAUUGAGGAGUUGACAGAACAGGAGGACCUUGCAGGACAUAGGGAUACCCACAUAGGAGAAAAGUCCACUACUGCAGGGAAGCCAUAUCAAUGUGCAAACUGUGGAAAGACAUUCCGCCGUAAGGGGAAUCUCUCAAAUCAUUUGGUCAGCCACAAUGAGGACAAAUCUUUUCGUUGUGCUCAGUGCGACAAGAGAUUUUCGGAGCAUGCCAAGUUCACCAGACAUAUGAAACACCACUCGAGCUUUAAGCCCCACAUGUGUCCAAAUUGCAACAAGAGCUUCCCCUUCAGGUGUAAAUUAACCGCUCAUAUGAUGGUUCAUACAGGAGAGAAGCCGUUUCAAUGUCCUCAAUGCAAGAAGAGAUUCACACAUGAGUAUAACCUAUCAAGUCAUAUGUUUAUCCACGCAGGACAGACGCGCCAUCGGUGCCCACACUGUGGUAAGGGGUUUUACUCAAACAAUGAUCUCCUAAGGCACAUUCGCAGCCACACAGGGGAGAAGCCCUUUCAAUGUUCAGUAUGCAGUAGAAUUUUCACGCGCAAGUCAACUCUAAAGGCACACAUGAUCAUCCAUACUGGGGAGAAGCCAUUUGAGUGUCUGUACUGUGACAUGACAUUUCCUCGUAAGAUCACGUUACAGAAGCAUAUGAAUAGCCACACUGGCGAAAGCCCAAACCAAUGUCAUGUUUGCGAGAAGAGAUUCACUACCAGAAGCAGUCUUAAACGACAUACCAGAAUUCACUCAGGAGAAAGACCCUACCAAUGUACCAUAUGCAACAAGAGUUUCUCUUACAAGAGAACUCUUAUAGAACAUAUGAAUAGCCACACAGGAGCAGAGCCAGGAGCAGUCUCAAACAACAUCUCGCCCAGAUACACAGCAGUGAGAAAACUUUACUAAUGGCUGGAAUACGAGUUAUUGAUAAUGAUAAUAAUAAUAAGUAUAAUUUUUAUUACCCAGAGAAGCUUUUAUAUCAGCAUAAAUGCUGUUCCCACUGGCCCUGUAAUUCUGAUUACCCCAUCAAUUGCUAGGUACCCACCUGGGUUGAGAGUGGCAAAUGUGGAUUAAUGUCCUGCCAAAGGAAGUUAUCACCCGGCUGGCGUUCAAACCUUAAGUCCUUGUUAAUUUAUUUAGUAAUUUAUUUCUGAUAUUUAUACACGGUAGGACAUUUUCAUCAAUUAUGGCACUGGUCUUUCUUGAAGCCCUGAUUAGUAAAAAUAAUACCAACACUUAUGAAUAUAAACUGAUAAUAGCUACAAACCAAAAUACAGAAGAAAAUGAAAAAAUAGCUGUACCACUAAACCACAACACCCGGGCAGGGCCGGGCGGAUCCAGCUGGCGGCAUGGGAAAGCGGGAAUCCAGGAUUCUCUGGCGGGAGGGUGAGGGAGGGGGCUUAUUUCAAGAAAUUAUUUGAGAAUCCUCCCCCCCCCCCC